AUGGCGGUCGCUGUCUUGGCAGCAGUAGAGCACGACAGCUGUGUCGUGGACGAGGCAAGUGUCAGACAUGCCGCCGUCAGUGACACCGUGUAUCAGCUGCUCAUGGCCAGGGUCCUGGCCGGGGACUGGGCCAACAGUAAGUCCCAGGAAGUUGCAUGCCUUUGGCCCUUCUACGGUAUCAGGGAGAGGCUGGCCGUCGUCCAAGACUUAGUGACAUACACAUUUGAAAAGGGCAACGUCCGCCUAGUUAUACCGGAGCCCCUUCGUCAGCAGGUGGCUGCCAACCUACAUGGGGGGUACCAAGGCCUGGACCCCAUGCAACGACGAGCGCGCCAGACGGUAUACUGGCCUGGACUCGAGGGGGACCUGCAGUAUCGCCGCUCCUUGUGCGAAGAAUGCGACGUUCACGCACCAUCCCAGGCCGUGGAGGAACUCAUCAUCACGCCGCCCCCCGAGUACCCCUCCCAGAUGACGGUAGCAGAUAUGUUCCAGCACGACGGACACAUGUACAUGGCCUACGCAGAUAGGCUCACAGGUUGGCUGGAGCUGGCCCACUUCCCCCAAGGUACCUCCUCCUCUCACAUCAAGAUCCAGCUACGUCGGUACUUCGCCAGGUGGGGAGCCCCGGAGCAAAUCUCCACGGACGGGGGCACUAAUCUGGCAAGCGAGGAAAUGGGGGAAUUUUUCAAGUUGUGGGGCGUGUCCGUGCGACUAUCAUCUGCCCAGUACCUGCAGUCCAACGGCAGGGCAGAGGCCGCGGUCAAGGUUGGGAAGCGGAUAAUAAUGGCCAACACGGGCAGCGGCGGCAACCUCGACACGGACAAGUCCUCGUUGGCUAUGCUGCAGUACCUCAACACACCCCUCCGCGAUGGCAGCUCCGAGAUGGCGUACCUACGGCCCACUGGCACCUCACGGUAG
Macrobrachium nipponense is the source of this 918-nucleotide messenger RNA. RefSeq lists its product as uncharacterized. Gene Ontology annotation, biological process: DNA integration. Gene Ontology annotation, molecular function: nucleic acid binding. The coding region runs from base 1 to 918 and encodes 305 amino acids. The transcript has a single exon. NCBI's taxonomy places the organism in Eukaryota, Metazoa, Arthropoda, Malacostraca, Decapoda, Palaemonidae. The record is from RefSeq and is a predicted model, not a curated record.